UAGUCGUACUACGAUUUGCUAACAUUAUGCGGUGGUCAUGUAAUAUGUAAUGGGCUGAAAUUUCGCCGUACCGUUCAAACAUUUACUAAUAUGCACUGCUGCAAUAACGCAUUAUACAGUAUGUAUAUGGUCGUAACUGUCUGAUGCAGUGCUUUGGUAUAAUACCGAACGCAAAUUCAUCCCAUUUUGCUGUGUGUUCAUGCGCAUCAAUCUCAGCAUUUUUGUGCUUACAAUAAAGUCUUACUUCGAGCAGCGUAUAUUUUGUUAUCGCCAUUCUUGUUGUUACUGAAGUUUCCGUCAUUCAUAUUUUACCGUUCUGAAAAGAAGAGCUAAGAAACGGGAGUUUUGUUUUUUCUUCCCAAAACUAAAUAAGCUGCUCAUCGAAAGACGAAAAAACAAACUGAUGGGAAACAAGCAUUCGAUGCCAGCUUGGUGUAUGACUGGAACGGCAGGCGGUUGCAAUGCUCAAAUUCUUCCCGUGUCCUGUGCAGAAGAGCUCACUCUAAAAUGUCCUCUUCGGAUUCCGGAAGUCUACUGAUCAACGAGAAUUUCAGUCAAAAUGCUCCAGUUCUGCGAUCGGUUUUUGACCCGAAUCCAGUAGCUGCAGCGGAUGCCGGUGGACCACUGGCUGUUACACCGGGCAGCACACCGGCAACGUUAACAGAGCAGAAAACGGUUUCCGAACCAGAUGACAUAUUGCCAGCGGAAACGCAGGAUGUGGUGCAGAAGCUGCUCUUGGCCGUCGGAAUAGGACAGCUUUUUGUGGCCGCCGCUGGCAUUGCUUUAUUGUCCGUUUUAGGAUACACAAUAGCCGGCGGAAUUCUUAUUGGAGCAGCUUGUUUUCUGGCCAUUGCCACGCUGGUCACGUACUCCCUGUUUCGCUACGCCCGUAAGCAGUCCGUUAAGAAAAAGCUACUGGAUGAAUUUUCCUUAUCCAAGACCUUCGAGGUCAUCCGCAGUCUCCUGCUGGCCAUCGCCGUCACCAUGAUCUUGGCGGUGGCGUCCACCAUCCAGGGAGCGGUCCUACUGGGCAACGCCGGCACGAUGAAUGUACCUUUUCUUCCGUUCAUCGACCCCUUUGUCUAUCAACGCACAGUCACCUACAUGUUCAUCUGGCUGGGAUCGGGCAGCCUUGCCCUGGGCGUCCUGGGAAUCCUGGUUGAAGCAGUAUUCUUGCACCGACUGUACAGAUUGUUUCGGGAACUGCGCGAUCUCUCGCCGGGAGAUGGCUUCUUCUCCAUAGAACGACCACUGCCCCGGAGGCGGAGCAGCGCGGUUAGUGAAGAAAACAAUGGUAAAAUGAUAAUCGCACCUAAUGGGACCUAUUCAACGUAUGUCCGUUAUAUUGAUGUUCCGGCAAACGGAUCGCCGGAACCGGUGCGGCACGGCUCCGCAACAGAUGUAUGACAAUUUUCUGAAAACUGAUUUGUUUUUCUUUUCCGUACGAGACUGCGGUUGAUGAAUCAACGACGAAUGUGGUAGCAUUGUCCAAAAGUCCAAAGACUGCUCGUUGCAUUUCAGUGAAGCGCUUUUUCUAAAAUUGCCUUAGCGCCGGAAGAGUAUCUAGUAACUUCGUAAUUAAAAAAAGA
Paramacrobiotus metropolitanus is the source of this 1589-nucleotide messenger RNA. RefSeq lists its product as uncharacterized. Bases 508 to 1407 code for a protein of 299 amino acids. The transcript has 3 exons. NCBI's taxonomy places the organism in Eukaryota, Metazoa, Tardigrada, Eutardigrada, Parachela, Macrobiotidae. The record is from RefSeq and is a predicted model, not a curated record.